AUGCCGGGAAGGGGCAAGUGCACUUACUCUUAUAACCACCAGGUGCGGCUGUCUCAAGCAGUGGCACCGGCAUCUCUGGAGACUGCUCCCGCGGACUCGUGCUUUCUUCUUUCGUACCCCUUCCCAAAGGAGUACCCUUCCCUUCACCCCACACCUUGGAGUAGGUAACUGGGCGCCGGCCAAUCACGUACAAGUGAGAACUUCUUGCCUGAAGACUAUAAAUACUAACUAGCUUGAAAAUGGAAAACCAAGAACCAGCGGAUUCUUCUCAAAAUACCAAACAGUUUAUUAUUUCAGAGGAGUUAAUUGCAGAAGGAAACUGGGUGAAGCUUGAAAAAGCAACUUACAUGGAUCCUACUGGUAAAACAAGAACUUGGGAAACUGUGAAGCGUACAACCAGGAAAGGACAGUCGGCUGACGGUGUGACAGUUAUCCCAGUGCUGCAGAGAACUCUGCAUUAUGAAUGUAUCGUUCUGGUGAAACAGUUCCGACCACCCAUGGGAGGCUACUGCCUGGAAUUCCCUGCGGGUCUGAUAGAUGAGAACGAAAGCCCAGAAGCAGCUGCUCUGCGGGAGCUGGAGGAAGAAACUGGCUACAAAGGUGACAUUGCUGAAUGUUCUCCAGCUGUAUGUCUGGAUCCAGGCUUGUCAAACUGUACCACACACGUCGUGACAGUAACUAUUAAUGGAGAUGAGGCUGAAAAUGUCAGGCCGAAGCCAAAGCCUGGAGAUGGAGAGUUUGUGGAAGUAAUUUCUUUACCAAAGAAUGACCUGCUGAAGAGACUUGAAGUGCUGGUAACUGAAGAACACCUGAUAGUGGAUGCCAGGGUCUAUUCCUACGCUCUGGCUCUGAAACAUGCAAACACAAAGCCGUUCGAGGUGCCCUUCCUGAAAUUUUAAGGCCAGAGAACAGUGGCCAUGUUUUUGUAAAUGAGGCCACCAGGCCUCCUUCACUGACUUUGCAGUCAGCUAGUUUAAUGCAGAUUUGAAAUUAGCUUUUUCAUAAAAUAAAAGCAAUAAAGAAUGCAUGUGGUGGUAUGGAAUUAUAA
Messenger RNA from Pteropus alecto (black flying fox), 1048 nucleotides. RefSeq names its product nudix hydrolase 5 (gene NUDT5). Lineage: Eukaryota; Metazoa; Chordata; Mammalia; Chiroptera; Pteropodidae. Gene Ontology annotation, cellular component: nucleus. Gene Ontology annotation, biological process: nucleoside phosphate metabolic process; ribose phosphate metabolic process. Bases 240 to 899 code for a protein of 219 amino acids. The record is from RefSeq and is a predicted model, not a curated record. The transcript is spliced from 10 exons. Gene Ontology annotation, molecular function: ADP-ribose diphosphatase activity.